This is a messenger RNA of Lycium ferocissimum, 606 nucleotides long. RefSeq lists its product as uncharacterized. Gene Ontology annotation, molecular function: RNA-DNA hybrid ribonuclease activity; nucleic acid binding. Lineage: Eukaryota; Viridiplantae; Streptophyta; Magnoliopsida; Solanales; Solanaceae. Bases 1 to 606 code for a protein of 201 amino acids. The transcript is spliced from 2 exons. The record is from RefSeq and is a predicted model, not a curated record.
AUGACAUGGAUUGACAAUCAGGAAGCUGUUGAUUGUGUUUGCUGCUAUGUUCCAAAAAAUGAAACUAUUCAAUAUGUGUUUGUAGAAGGGAAGGUUGCUGAAUACAUAUGGAAGGCAAAUGGGAGCUUCUCUUGGAAUAAAUCAUCAGCACAUACCUAUAAGGGGCUUACUGAAUUACUGCCUGUUACUAAUGUGUUUAAACUUAACAUUGAUGGUAGUUAUUACAAAAACACUGAAAAAGAUGGAAUAGGGGGAGUGGUAAGGAAUGAGUAUGGUGAUUUCAUUGUGGCAUUCACCAUCCCAGUGCAGUGCAGCAGCAGUAACCAAGCAGAAGCAAUGGCUAUCAGAUUUGGUGUAAAAUGGUGCAAGCAAAAUGGUUAUAUGAACGUACAUGUGGAACUGGACAGCAUGAUCAUUGCAAAUAUGUUGAACAACAAGGAUACCAACAAUCUCAAGCUUAAACACCGUGUGAGGAGUACCACCAAGUUGUUGAAUGGCACUAAUCAUUGCAUAUCUCACUGUUACAGAGAAGUUAACAAAGUCGAUUUUAUGGCUAAACUAGCUACUACAAGUAGUAACAAAACCUUCUAUCAAUCUCUUCAAUAG